Molecule: messenger RNA, 1729 nt
Organism: Lingula anatina
Lineage: Eukaryota; Metazoa; Brachiopoda; Lingulata; Lingulida; Lingulidae
Product: 15-hydroxyprostaglandin dehydrogenase [NAD(+)]-like
Cellular component (GO): cytoplasm
Molecular function (GO): oxidoreductase activity, acting on the CH-OH group of donors, NAD or NADP as acceptor
Source: RefSeq, a predicted model, not a curated record
GGUUUACAGGCACAUAUCCCUGCUUUACUGUUCUGAGGAAAAGCAGGGACCUUUCUCUACAGACGGGGAUUGUAAACUACCUUCAAGGCACUGAAGUUCAUGGCAGUAUGAUCAUCCAGGACAAAGUAGGGUUUGUUACUGGCGGGGCACAGGGAAUAGGACGCGCUAUAUGUGAGGCACUGCUGAAAAAAGGAGCCAAGGUUAUUAUAGCCGAUAUCAACGUCACAGAGGGGAAGUCGACGGCGUCAGAGCUUGCCACUGAGUAUGCUGAUAACGUCACCUUCAUUGAAUGUGACGUCACGAAUCAGGAAAGUGUGGAAGAUGCGUUAAGAAAAUCUCAUGACACAUACGGGCGACUGGAUAUCAUUGGUAAUAACGCAGGCGUCAUGAUGGAAAAUGAUCCCAUAGGAACAAUAAACUUGAAUUUGUGCGGAGUGAUGCGUGUAGCAGCAGUUGCCAUGAGUUAUAUGAGAGCUGAUAAUGGUGGCAGCGGUGGGAUCAUUGUAAAUACGGCUUCAUAUGCUGGCAUUAUGCCCUAUGUCGUUUGUCCCUCGUAUUGUGCUUCAAAGCAUGGUGUUGUUGGAUUCACAAGGUCUAUCGCUAUGAGUCCAGAUUUUGAUUUGCACAAAGUACGAAUGAACUGCCUUUGCCCAGAUGCGGUUGAUACCGCCAUGGUGAGGCGUGUUUCCAAAGAGGGCGAAAAGAAAGGAUUUAUUUUCCAUUACGAUCACAUCAAAGAAGCAGUGAACCAGCUACUGCUGAAACCAUCUGCAGUGGCUGAUGUAUUCAUAAACCUAGUUGAGGAUGAAAGCAAGAAUGGUUCAGCUAUGCUCAUCUCACGAAAGGGUCCGCCGCGAGACAUCGAGUUUCCAAUAUAUCAGUAACGACCACUCAAAGAAGAAGGCUUGUUUACCGUAACUAUUUUACUCUGAAGAAAAAAAGAAACAGAUGUGAGGCACUAGAAAAGACAACACCCCGGUGUCCAGAACGAAACGCUUAUAGAGAAACUUUUUAACAAUUAUUAAAUUGGUGGGUUUUAAAGCCAUGUUGUUUAACGCAUAAAACUGCCAACCAAGUUGAAGUUGUAUGAGCAAAGUUCAAAAGUUCUUUUUCUAAUUUCAAUUCCAAAACAAUUCGGCAGCUGGAAAAAAAGGCUAUGGGUCACGAGUUUCUUGCCUAAUGAUACGUGACAAGUGGAGUACAUGGGCUGGCAUACUCUAUUAAACAGAGGCCUGUGCAUGGCGUUGACUUUUAUGAAAGAUCCUAUUUUAGCCUGUACGCUUAUCUCAUCAAGAGAAACUGCGUUAAUUAUACAGCACGGAUUGAAGUACUGGUUAGUGCUUGAGGCCUGCCAGUAGAAGGUAUAUUGACGAGCACUUUUGACUCUUAAACGUGUUCCCUCAUUCAGAGAUUAAUCCCUUUAUUUAGGUCAGACGAGUAAUCAGAAGGCUUUUUCCUGACGCCCGGAGAGACCUAGGUUAGAGCCAAGGGCAGACGACAAAAAUUCCAGAACUUGCUCAAUUUGUAAAUAACGGAACAUUUUGUGUAAUCUACGUACUUGUUACUUGACUAGGGACAGUUUUUUCAUCCAGUUCACAACCUUUAAUUUUUACCAAGCAACUAUAGGCUUAACUAAAAAAUCUAAUUAGUAGUAGCAUAUUUUAUGUAGCUUUAAUCCUUCUCCUGUAUCCCUUUUAAAUACUUAAGUAUUAAAUUUAUUUUAUUCUUA